AUGAAAGGUGGGCACCGGAAGCCCUCUAAAUCCGAGGCUAAUGAGCCGUCUAGUUAUGGUCCUGGUUCCAAUGUGGUCGUUAGCCACGCGUCUCGAGGCUCACUGGUUCCUUCUUCUCAGUCGCCAGUGACGGCCACUCCACCACCUCCGCCGAUGGGGUCAGUAGAGCCUCUCCCGUUGUUCAGGGACGUCCCGGUUUCAGAGAGGCAAACGUUGUUCUUGAGGAAACUUCAGAACUGCUGUUUCCAGUUCGAUUUCACAGACACGAUUAAAAACGCGAGAGAGAAGGAGAUCAAGAGGCAGACGCUGCUGGAGCUGGUGGAUUUUAUACAGUCUGGAUCUAGUAAGAUCUCGGAGUCGUGUCAGGAAGAAAUGAUUAAGAUGGUUUCUGUCAACAUAUUCCGGUGUCUCCCUCCGGCAUCGCACGAGAAUACGGGUCAAGAGCCUGCGGAUCCUGAGGAAGAGGAACCUUACCUGGAACCUUCUUGGCCUCAUUUGCAGCUAGUUUACGAGUUGCUACUGAGAUACAUUGUUUCGACCGACACGGAUACAAAAGUGGCCAAACGGUAUAUCGACCAUUCUUUCGUCUUGAAGUUGCUCGACUUGUUUGAUUCCGAAGACCCGAGGGAGAGGGAGUAUUUGAAAACGAUUCUUCAUAGAAUCUAUGGGAAGUUUAUGGUCCACAGGCCCUUUAUUAGGAAAGCAAUUAACAACAUAUUCUAUAGGUUUAUUUAUGAGACAGAGAGGCACAGUGGGAUCGGGGAACUCCUGGAGAUUCUAGGCAGUAUCAUAAACGGGUUUGCGUUGCCUAUGAAGGAGGAGCACAAGCUAUUUUUAGUCAGGGUGUUGAUACCAUUGCAUAAGCCGAAGCCAAUAGCUAUAUAUCAUCAGCAGUUAUCUUAUUGCAUCGUUCAGUUUGUGGAAAAAGAUUAUAAGCUCGCGGAUACAGUAAUCAGGGGAUUAUUAAAGUAUUGGCCUGUGACAAACUGCACCAAGGAGAAUCUUUUUCUUGGAGAACUUGAAGAAGUUCUUGAGGCAACACAGCCUGUCGAGUUCCAGCGUUGCAUGGUUCCAUUGUUUCAACAGAUCGGUCGCUGCCUCAACAGCUCUCACUUUCAGGUUGCGGAACGAGCACUGUUCUUGUGGAACAAUGAGCACAUCGUGGGUCUUAUCGCGCAGAACCGAAGCGUAAUCCUUCCAAUCAUAUACCCUGCACUGGAGAAGAACAUCCAGUCUCACUGGAACCAAGCAGUUCAUGGUCUAACUGCAAAUAUCAAGAAGAUGUUCAUGGAGAUGGAUCCUGAGCUCUUUGAAGAAUGCCAGAGACAGUAUGAAGAGAAACAAGCGAAAUCCAAAGAAGUGGAAGAACAACGCCAAUUUACAUGGAAGAGAUUAGCCGAAGCAGCAGCAGAGCGAGACGGCGUUGGAGGAGAAGAUCAUAUGGUCACUUCCUAG
Thlaspi arvense is the source of this 1455-nucleotide messenger RNA. The record is from the annotation of a GenBank genome assembly. NCBI's taxonomy places the organism in Eukaryota, Viridiplantae, Streptophyta, Magnoliopsida, Brassicales, Brassicaceae.